Messenger RNA from Hibiscus syriacus, 4464 nucleotides. RefSeq names its product regulator of nonsense transcripts 1 homolog. Lineage: Eukaryota; Viridiplantae; Streptophyta; Magnoliopsida; Malvales; Malvaceae. Gene Ontology annotation, cellular component: cytoplasm. The transcript has 29 exons. Gene Ontology annotation, biological process: nuclear-transcribed mRNA catabolic process, nonsense-mediated decay. The record is from RefSeq and is a predicted model, not a curated record. The coding region runs from base 143 to 3919 and encodes 1258 amino acids. Gene Ontology annotation, molecular function: RNA helicase activity; ATP binding; DNA binding.
UUCUCCUUCCCUUUUUCUUUCACAGGAUUCGAUUUUUCUUUUUUUUUUCUUCAUCAAACCCUAACCCUAACUCUGGAAAUAAAGCCAAAAAACUCUGUGGACAAUUUUUAGAAUAACGGGUCGGCUCUGAAACUUUCCUUCUAUGGAUUCUCAAUUCGAUACGGCCUCGCAACCCGACCCUGCCACCGACGCUUACACCUUCCUCGAAUUCAACACCCAAGGCGAGUCCGAUUUCGAGUACACGGACUUCCGCGAUACGAUUCGUUCUUGGCCGACACCCUCCGACGCCACUGCCGCCGAUCGCUCCGCCUCCGACCACCAUUCGGACACUGCUGUAUCCUCUUCUCCCUCUACCGCUUCAAAAGGCGCUGUCCGUAGCUCUGCGAGCAAUAACAACAGCAAUAGCAAUAGUGGGGCCGUGGUCGAUGCCUUGGCGACGGGAAUUAGUGGAUUGAAUUUCGAGGAGACGGUUGGGGAUGAGGAUGGCGGUUAUGAGUAUGGAAAAGGGGAUUUCGCUGAGCAUGCUUGUCGAUAUUGUGGGGUUUCCAAUCCGUCUUGCGUGGUUCGCUGCAAUGUUCCUUCGUGUAGGAAGUGGUUUUGUAAUUCAAGAGGGAAUACGUCGGGAUCGCAUAUUGUUAAUCAUCUUGUACGAGCUAAACACAAAGAAGUUUGCCUUCAUAAGGAUAGUCCUUUGGGAGAAACAAUUCUUGAAUGCUACAAUUGUGGAUGCAGAAAUGUUUUCCUUCUUGGUUUUAUAUCUGCUAAGACAGAGAGUGUUGUUGUUCUUCUUUGUAGAGAACCUUGUUUAAAUGUUAAUGCUUUGAAAGAUAUGAAUUGGGACUUGAGUCAGUGGUGUCCACUUAUUGAUGAUAGGUGCUUUUUACAGUGGCUAGUUAAGAUCCCAUCUGAAAAAGAACAGUUAAGGGCGCGACAAAUAAGUGCUCAACAAAUAAAUAAGGUAGAAGAACUUUGGAAGAAAAAUCCUGAUGCUGCUCUUGAAGAUCUUGAGAAGCCUGGUGUAGAUGAUGAGCCGCAGCCUGUGGCCUUGAAGUAUGAAGAUGCUUAUCAGUAUCAAAAUGUUUUUGCUCCACUCAUCAAGCUUGAAGCUGAUUAUGAUAAAAUGAUGAAAGAAUCUCAAAGCAAGGAUAAUGUUACAGUUCGAUGGGAUAUUGGGUUAAACAAGAAACGUGUUGCAUAUUUUGUCUUUCCAAAGGAAGACAAUGAGCUGCGUCUAGUACCUGGUGAUGAGUUGCGUCUACGUUAUUCAGGAGAUGCUGCACAUCCAGCAUGGCAUGCUGUUGGGCAUGUGAUCAAACUAACGGCGCAAGAGGAGGUUGCACUUGAGCUCCGUGCUAGUCAGGGGGUUCCUGUUGAUGUGAACCAUGGGUUCAGUGUUGAUUUUGUCUGGAAGAGUACAAGUUUUGACCGGAUGCAGGGGGCAAUGAAAACAUUUGCAGUAGAUGAAACAAGUGUCAGUGGAUAUAUAUACCAUCACCUGCUUGGACACGAGGUUGAGGUUCAGAUGGUCCGCAACACACUGCCUCGUCGUUUUGGUGCCCCUGGACUGCCAGAAUUGAAUGCAUCCCAAGUUUUUGCUGUAAAGAGUGUUCUUCAGAAGCCUAUAAGCUUGAUUCAAGGUCCUCCUGGCACAGGAAAAACUGUUACUUCUGCUGCCAUUGUAUAUCACAUGGCUAAACAGGGUCAGGGGCAGGUUCUGGUCUGUGCUCCAAGUAAUGUGGCUGUUGAUCAGCUAGCUGAAAAGAUAAGUGCCACUGGGUUAAAGGUUGUAAGGCUUUGUGCAAAAUCAAGAGAAGCUGUGAGUUCUCCUGUGGAACAUUUGACCCUGCAUUAUCAGGUUCAACAUCUUGACACAUCUGAGAAGAGUGAACUUCACAAAUUACAACAAUUAAAAGAUGAACAAGGUGAAUUGUCAAGCACUGAUGAGAAAAAGUACAAAGCACUGAAGCGAGCAACUGAGAGGGAAAUAUCCCAAAGUGCUGAUGUUAUUUGUUGCACUUGUGUUGGGGCUGGGGAUCCUAGAUUGGCUAAUUUUAGGUUCCGCCAGGUACUUAUCGAUGAAUCUACUCAAGCGACAGAACCUGAGUGUCUCAUUCCUUUAGUUCUUGGAGCAAAGCAGGUUGUUCUUGUUGGUGAUCAUUGCCAACUUGGUCCUGUUAUCAUGUGCAAGAAAGCUGCUCGUGCUGGGCUGGCACAGUCUCUGUUUGAACGUCUAAUUUUACUUGGUGUUAAACCAAUUAGAUUGCAGGUUCAAUAUCGUAUGCACCCAUGUUUGUCAGAGUUUCCUUCUAACAACUUCUAUGAGGGCACAUUACAAAAUGGAGUGACAAUCAAUGAAAGACAAUCAUCAGGCAUUGAUUUCCCCUGGCCUGUGCCAAAUCGUCCCAUGUUUUUCUAUGUACAGAUGGGACAAGAAGAGAUUAGUGCUAGUGGAACAUCAUAUCUAAAUCGAACUGAAGCAGGAAAUGUUGAAAAGAUAGUUACCACGUUCUUGAGGAGUGGUGUUGUUCCUAGUCAGAUUGGGGUCAUAACACCUUAUGAGGGACAGAGGGCAUAUAUUGUGAAUUAUAUGUCAAGAAAUGGUGCUUUGAGACAGCAGCUUUACAAGGAAAUUGAGGUUGCAAGUGUCGAUUCAUUCCAAGGACGGGAAAAAGAUUACAUCAUCUUGUCUUGUGUGAGAAGUAAUGAGCAUCAGGGCAUUGGAUUUCUAAAUGAUCCUCGCAGGCUUAAUGUUGCCCUAACACGUGCUCGGUAUGGUAUAGUAAUUCUUGGAAACCCUAAGGUUCUUAGCAAACAAGCUCUGUGGAAUGGUUUAUUGACGCAUUACAAGGAACAUGAGUGCCUGGUUGAAGGACCCCUCAAUAACUUGAAGCAGAGUAUGGUUCAAUUCCAAAAGCCCAAAAAGAUCUACAAUGACCGAAGACUUUACUUUGGUGGUGGACCUGGGAUUGUGCCUGGUGAUAAUCUUGGCUCUGCUGCUUCGUCUAAUCCAAAUGCUGAUCGAAGAAGCAAUAUUGCUCGGGGUGCUUAUAUACCUCCUGGUCCACCCAAUGGCACUCACAAGCCUGGAGUCCACCCAUCUGGGUUUCCAAUGCCUCGGGUUCCACUCCCACCCUUUCCUGGUCCUCAGCCUUAUGCUAUUCCAGCUCGUGGAGCUGUACAUGGACCGAUGGGAGCUGUUCCUCAGGUCCCUCAACCUGGAACUCGAGGUUUUGGGGCUGGGCGUGGUAAUUGUGGUGCUCCUAUCGGUAGUCAUCCACCACACCAGCAAGGAUUGCAGCAAAAUGUUGGAACUAUUGGAUCUUCAUUUAACUUCCCUCCGGAGAAUCCAAACAGCCAGCCAUCUGUGGGUGGUCCAUUAUCUCAACCUGGAUUUGUUAACAAUGUGCAAGGGUCAAGCCAAUCUUUCCGUGAUGGAUUUUCAAUGGGGGGAAUGUCCCAGGACUUCUUGGGUGAUGACUUCAAAAGCCAAGGCUCACAUGUCCCUUAUAACAUUGCUGAAUUUUCAACACAGGCUUCACAGAGUGGGUAUGCUGUUGAUUAUGUUACACAAGGAGCACAGGGUGGGUUCACAGGGAACUUUCUAAACCAUAAUCCUCAAGCUGGAUAUUCUCGCUUUGGUUCUGGAAAUGAUUUCAUGUCUCAGGACUACAUUAAUCAUGGAUCACAAGGCCUGUUUACUCAGGUUGGCUAUAAUGAUGCAUCACAUGAUGAUGCAGCACAAAGUCACUUUGGCAUGUCUAAUCCCAACCAGCUUCAGUCCCAGGGUUUGAUGAAUUCUCUCUACUCACAGCCCUUUGACCACUACAACAGACAGCCACUGAACUUGCAGGAUCCUCAACAGCAGCCUCCGCAGGAGCAGCAGAGCUCCCAAAACCAGAAACUUCAUUAUAAUGGUUAAGAAUAAAGAUGCAUAUGGACUUUGAUGGGUUAUAGUCUUUGCAAUCAGCAACUUGGUUCGCGCUGUCCUUGUUUUGCCCGAACAAACAUACUACUCUGAAGACAAAAAUGUUUUCCUGCUUGAGGUCACUUAAAUUUCUGUCCAUAAACUGUAAGAACUUUCCUUAUGGUGGGAAUAAAUAUAAAACGGUGCAAGAGUAAGAUGGUUGUGGGACUGUGGAAAUACGGGCAGUACAUCCAUGGCUGAGAAAGAGAAGGAUAACCCCAAAUAACUGUUUGGUGGUUUUGCAUUUGUUUUAAAGGAAAGGUAUUGAUUCAAGAGAGCAUAACAUGGUAAGGUUUUGUGGAAAGGGUUGGAUGUUAAAUACGGGUGGCUGUUUUUUUGAGAUAUAUGGGAUAUAAGACCCAUUAUAGGUACUGAGGCAGUUUAAGGUGAAAAAUGUGUACAGUAUGCUGGGGAAUAUGGCCUGACCCUUUUCAGCACUUCCUGAAGUGCAAGUGUACUCUUUAUCUUGCGUUAGUGAUAUGUUACAAAAGUAUUUCCAA